This is a messenger RNA of Pseudopodoces humilis (Tibetan ground-tit), 432 nucleotides long. RefSeq names its product calcium/calmodulin dependent protein kinase II inhibitor 1 (gene CAMK2N1). Lineage: Eukaryota; Metazoa; Chordata; Aves; Passeriformes; Paridae. Gene Ontology annotation, molecular function: protein kinase binding; calcium-dependent protein kinase inhibitor activity. The record is from RefSeq and is a predicted model, not a curated record. Gene Ontology annotation, biological process: negative regulation of protein kinase activity.
AUGUCGGAGGGGCCGCCCUACGGCGAGGGGCAGCUGGCGGGGGACGCGGCCGUGGGGCAGCUGCCCUUCCCCGUUCGCCUCCGCGGCGGAGAUGGGCUCCUGGCCGGAGGGCAGGGCAAGCGGCCGCCCAAGCUGGGGCAGAUCGGCCGCAGCAAGAGAGUGGUUAUUGAAGACGACAGAAUUGACGAUGUGCUGCAAAACCUCUCCGAAAAGGCCCCUCCCGGUGUUUAAAGCCUCCCCGGGGACGCUGAGCUGAAGGCCGGGGUGGGGUUCGGUUUACAAUGGCACAGGUGAUCGGCAAAAAAUAAAUCCCCCCCCAAAAACACCGCAGCGACCAGCCGAGCUCCGGGAACGCCGUCCAGCCGCAGUCCCACGGCACCGCAGCCCUGCCCUCCGGAGCAGGAGGGGAGGGCGGCGAGCGAGCCACAGCCC